Messenger RNA from Closterium sp. Naga37s-1, 319 nucleotides. Lineage: Eukaryota; Viridiplantae; Streptophyta; Zygnematophyceae; Desmidiales; Closteriaceae. The record is from the annotation of a GenBank genome assembly.
CGUCCACCAACGCUCCUGCCAGCGGGGCCAGUGGAUCGGUAGCAGGGGCCAGUGGAUCGGCAGCAGGGGCCAGUCGAUCGGCAGCAGGGGGAAAACGGUUUGUGCAGGAAGGGACGAAGUCGCCCAAGCCAGCCAAAGGCUAAUCCAUCGUUCUCGCACAGAAGCUCCUCACUACGCCGCUGCCCUCGCUGCUGCUCUGUGCUCACUACAAGCUGCAACUCCAGGUUACUCCAUCACUCGCUCUCUCACCGAAGCUCCUCACUACGCCGCUGCCCUCGCGGAUUCUCUGCUUGUUACAUCAUUCCUUGUCAACACUUGA